Trichoderma citrinoviride is the source of this 231-nucleotide messenger RNA. RefSeq lists its product as hypothetical. The transcript has 3 exons. Bases 1 to 231 code for a protein of 76 amino acids. The record is from RefSeq and is a predicted model, not a curated record. NCBI's taxonomy places the organism in Eukaryota, Fungi, Ascomycota, Sordariomycetes, Hypocreales, Hypocreaceae.
AUGGCUCGCGGUCAAGGCGUCGACUCUUCCAACUACUACUCCGGCAGCCGCACCCAGGGCUCUGGACGAAGCUCCUAUAUCUCUUCAUCCAGAGACUCCAACGGAACACAGAGACCAGCCUACUGGCGAUGCUGCAGGUGCUCUGGCGGCUGGUACAGUUACCAGAUCAACGAUUCUUGCCCCAUGUGCCAGGCGUGGCGUUGCCCCAACUGCGAGUACUCCAUGAGCUAG